AUGAGUAUCUCAAUGAUGAUCGCGCCGGCGACCAGCUCCUCAAAUUUCCAUCAAUUCCCUGUCCUUCCUGCCGAAUUGCGCCUUGAGAUAUGGCGUUGCUGCUUGCCUGAGACAGACCCGCCGGCACUGACUCCAUACCGAGCCGGCUGUUGGCGUCCAGUUGCCACGCCCGAAAACGAAGAUGAGAAUAACCACCAUCAACAGACGGUCGUGGAGAUGGAGUUCCGUCCCGACUUGCUUGAUUACAUUACAGUCAAGAUCCCCCUCACCGCCGUGAACCAUGAAGCCCGUGCCAUUGCAAUUGAAUGGGCUCGCACGCAGGGUAUCAAGAUUCUGUUCCAUCAAGAGAGACAGUGCGCGGUUUUCCUGCGCCCAUUUGACCCCAUGCGCGACGUGUUAUGGAUCGGUCCGGACGAGGUCGACACCUUUCAGCGGGAUAUUUGGUCUGCCCAUGAGGAUCUCAAUCCUCCAGAUAGGGUGUCCGUACCCAUCAACCUCACACGCUUUGCUGUGUCUGAGAGGUGGCUGAAUAAAGGUGUCGAUUCCUUACACGUCUACAACACAAUGACCUGCUUUUACUAUGAUACAGUCCUCUAUGUCAUUCUCCAUGAAGCUCCAAAGUUUGACAAGGGGGACCGGAACAGCCUCAGGGUAAAUCCGAGGUGGGAGCUUGAGGGCGCCCAGGAAAACAUAAGCCUCGUCUGGAAUAUACAGCGCGGGUGUUGGGAUCUGCUGGAUGGCAAACAGAUCGCCGAUUGCGAUUUUGACCUGAUAUCCAGAGCUGGCAUAAUGAUAGGCGAUGCUCUUGGAUCCCGCGAUGAUUACCCCAUCAAUUUCGAGGUACGGCCUGUGGUUGCUGUCAGAAUAUGA
Penicillium paradoxum is the source of this 870-nucleotide messenger RNA. RefSeq names its product 2EXR domain-containing protein. NCBI's taxonomy places the organism in Eukaryota, Fungi, Ascomycota, Eurotiomycetes, Eurotiales, Aspergillaceae. The record is from RefSeq and is a predicted model, not a curated record. The transcript has a single exon. Bases 1 to 870 code for a protein of 289 amino acids.